This is a messenger RNA of Betta splendens (Siamese fighting fish), 7632 nucleotides long. RefSeq names its product ubiquitin specific peptidase 32 (gene usp32). The record is from RefSeq and is a predicted model, not a curated record. NCBI's taxonomy places the organism in Eukaryota, Metazoa, Chordata, Actinopteri, Anabantiformes, Osphronemidae. Gene Ontology annotation, molecular function: calcium ion binding; cysteine-type deubiquitinase activity. Bases 176 to 4996 code for a protein of 1606 amino acids. Gene Ontology annotation, biological process: protein deubiquitination. Gene Ontology annotation, cellular component: Golgi apparatus. The transcript is spliced from 34 exons.
CGGACUAAAGUCAGAUCAUGUGACAGAAUGGAGGCGUCGCUGAAAACAUUCACCCGUUCACCACAUACACACAAUCGGGUACCAAUUUUAUAACAAACGGAUAAGGCGUCAAAGGUUUCUGCGCGCGUCAUUUUGUAACGUUUAUUUCAUUACAUCGCAAUGAAAUGAGGGGAACAUGGGGGCCAAGGAAUCGAGGAUAGGAUUCCUGUCGUAUGACGAGGCCGUCAGGAGAGUCACUGAUGUCGAACUGAAACGGCUGAAGGAUGCCUUUAAGAGAACCAGUGGCCUCACCUACUACAUGACCCAGCAAUGCUUCUACAGGGAAGUGCUGGGUGAUGGAGUUCCCCCUAAAGUGGCAGAGGUUAUCUACACCUCUUUUGGAGGCUCAUCUAAAGGGCUACACUUCAACAACCUGAUUGUGGGUUUGGUGCUUCUGACCAGAGGGCGAAAUGAAGAGAAGGCCAAGUACCUCUUCAGCUUGUUUGCCAAUGACUUGGGUGGAUAUGCUGCCAGGGAAGAUAUAGAAGCUGUUCUGCAGGUCCUGGAUGGGCAAGUUCCUCCGUCUCUCAACAAGUGCUUCGCCGAGGGCGACAAGGUAAACUAUGAGCGAUUCAGGACCUGGCUCCUGCAGAACAAAGAGGCUUUCACUUUGUCCAGGUGGCUUCUGUCUGGGGGCGUGUGUGUCACACUCACUGAUGACAGCGACACGCCAACCUUCUACCAGACGCUGGCUGGCGUCACACAUCUGGAGGAGUCGGACAUUAUAGACUUGGAGAAGCGCUACUGGCUGCUGAAAGCCCAGUCCAGGACCGGCCGCUUCGAUUUGGAGACCUUUGUUCCGCUGGUGUCUCCUCCCAUCCACGCCUCACUGAGUGAAGGCUUAUUUCAUGCCUUUGACGAGAAUCGGGACAAUCACAUCGACUUUAAGGAGAUCUCGUGUGGACUCUCUGCUUGCUGCAGAGGACCCAUUGCUGAAAGGCAGAAAUUUUGCUUUAAAGUGUUUGAUGUGGACCGGGAUGGGGUUCUGUCUCGAGAUGAGCUCCAUGAAAUGGUGGUGGCCCUGCUGGAGGUCUGGAAGGACAAUCGCACAGACCUGCUCCCUGAGCUGCACAGUAGCGUAUCAGACAUAGUGGAAGACAUCCUGAAGAUGCACGACACAACCAAGCUGGGACACCUGACACUGGAGGACUACCAGAUCUGGAGCGUGAAGAGUGCCUUGGCCAAUGAGUUCCUAAACCUGCUUUUCCAGGUUUGUCACAUAGUCCUGGGGCUCCGGCCAGCUACUCCUGAAGAGGAGGGACAAAUUAUCAGGGGUUGGUUGGAGCGAGAGAGCAGGCAUGGGCUCCAACAAGGCCAGAACUGGUUCCUCAUCUCCAUGCUGUGGUGGCAGCAGUGGAAGGACUACGUUAAAUAUGGCAGUCCCUGCUGUCUUCCUCUUCAGGAGCAUCACGGCAUCGUGGUGGAGCAGCCUUCCAUCCUGAGCUCACUACGAACUCCACUGGCCACAGUCAUCGUGGAGCCCACACAUCCAGACAGACUGGGAACCUUCAGCACAGCCAGCCCCACAGAGGAGAGGUCGCCUGAUGCUGUCUCCAGUGCCUCUGAGGCUACAGAGGCUGCUCUGAGCCCUCAGAUGGUUUCCUCUGCCUCAGAAAGCUGCUUUGCUCGACAGCACAACAUAUCAGACAACAACAACCAGUGUUUUUCUGGAGCCAAUGGCCAACUCGCCUCCCAGCUAGCAGCACAAAGACCUGGAGCGAUUGACAACCAGCCUCUGGUCACCACUGACCCCAUGAAGGCUCCCACUUUAACCAUGGAGGGGGCCAGACUGAAGCACACCUUGCAGCUUGUGCCUGAUCGAGACUUUGAGACGGUGCCGGAGCCCGUGUGGCGGGCACUCUACCACUGGUAUGGUGCUAACCUCAGCCUGCCACGACCGGUCAUCCUGGAGAGCAAGACAGGCCAGGCAGAGCUGGAGCUCUUUCCCCGCUACCUCCUAUUCCUGCGACAGCAGCAAGCAACGCGUUCUCCCCAGUCCAACAUCUGGGUCAAUAUGGGUAUGACCAGCCUGCGAAUGUUCCCACCGUAUUUAAACCCACCAAGAGGCAACGUGCCGUCCCCCAACGCUCCUCUGAAGAGGGUGCUGGCCUACACGGGCUGCUUCAGCCGCAUGGCCACCAUCAAGGACGUCCACUUGUAUCUGUCCCAGAGGCUUCGCAUCAAGGAGGAGGACAUGAGACUCUGGCUCUACAACAGUGAGAACUACCUCACCCUCCUGGAUGAUGAAGACCACACACUGGAAAGUCUGAAGAUACACGAUGAGCAGCAGCUGGUUAUUGAAGUCAGAAACAAAGACAUGAGCUGGCCUGAAGAAAUGUCUUUCAUUGCUAACAGUAGUAAGAUGGACAGACACAAAGUUCCUACAGAGAAAGGAGCCACUGGCCUCAGUAACCUUGGUAACACCUGUUUCAUGAACUCCAGUAUUCAGUGUGUGAGCAACACCAAGCCUCUCACAGACUACUUCAUCUCAGGGAAACAUCUCUAUGAACUCAACAGAACCAACCCCAUCGGGAUGCGAGGGCACAUGGCCAAGUGUUACGGUGACCUGGUGAUGGAGCUGUGGAGCGGCACACAGAAGAACGUGGCUCCGCUCAAACUCAGGUGGACAAUAGCGAAGUAUGCCCCCCGCUUUAAUGGCUUCCAGCAGCAGGACUCCCAGGAGCUGCUAGCGUUCCUGCUGGAUGGCCUUCAUGAAGAUCUGAACAGAGUUCAUGAGAAACCCUACGUGGAGCUGAAGGACAGUGAUGGCCGGCCGGACUGGGAGGUGGCCUCUGAGGCAUGGGAGAACCACCUGCGCAGGAACCGCUCCAUAGUGGUGGAUCUUUUCCAUGGCCAGCUCAAGUCCCAGGUGAAGUGUAAGACCUGCGGCCACAUCAGCGCUCGCUUUGACCCUUUCAAUUUCUUGUCUCUUCCCUUGCCCAUGGACAGCUCCAUGCACCUUGAGAUCACAGUCAUUAAGUUGGAUGGAUCCACACCUGUGCGUUAUGGCCUGAGGUUGAACAUGGAUGAGAAGUACACAGGGCUGAAGAAACAGCUGAGUGAACUGUGCAGCCUGACACCUGAGCAGAUCUUGUUGACUGAGGUCCACAGCUCCAACAUUAAGAACUUUCCUCAAGACAACCAGAAGGUCCGGCUGUCUGUUAACGGCUUCCUGUGCGCAUUUGAGGUCCCGGUGCCGGGUUCACCCACCUCAGUCAGUUCACCCACGCCAACAGAUGUGACUCCAGUAGCCAAUGGCUCAGUUGCUAAUGGACACCUGGGUAAUAAACCCCUACUCAUCCCAAACGGUGGACCCAGCACCGUAGUGCCCUGCAGCCCUGACACACCCUUGGCCAACGGUGUGGUCAAUGGGCACAUCACGCCUGUGCAGGAGAGCCCCUUCAUUGGCUACAUCAUAGCCAUGCAUAGGAAAAUGAUGCGUACAGAGUUGUACUUCCUGUCCUCCCAGAAGAACCGUCCCAGUCUGUUCGGCAUGCCCCUUAUUGUUCCUUGCACUGUCCACACCAGUAAAAAAGACCUGUAUGAUGCCGUUUGGGUCCAAGUGUCUCGGCUGGCCAGUCCGCUGCCCCCCCAGGAAGCCAGCAACCAUGCCCAGGACUGCGACGACAGUAUGGGCUACCAGUACCCCUUCACUCUACGUGUGGUGGGAAAGGAUGGCAACUCAUGUGCCUGGUGUCCCUGGUACAGGUUCUGUCGAGGCUGUACUAUAGAGUGCACAGAGGACAGAGCCUCUGUGGGAAAUGCUUAUAUAGCUGUGGACUGGGACCCGACUGCCCUGCAUCUCCGCUACCAGACCUCACAGGAGAGGAUUGUGGAGGAACACUGUAGCGUGGACCAGUCCCGCAGGGCCCAGGCUGAGCCCAUCAGCCUGGAAAGCUGUCUGAAAGCCUUCACCAGUGAGGAGGAGCUGGGGGAGGAUGAGCUCUACUACUGCUCCAAGUGUAAAACCCACCGGCUGGCCACCAAGAAGCUGGACCUCUGGAGGCUGCCGCCCAUUCUGAUUGUCCACCUCAAGCGCUUUCAGUUUGUUAAUGGUCGCUGGAUCAAAUCCCAGAAGAUUGUCAAGUUUCCACGAGAGAGUUUUGACCCCAGCGCCUUCCUGGCUCCACGGGACCUGGAGCAACAUUGCCUCCACUCCCGCAGUGAAAGCGAGGACCUCCUGAGGGUGGGUGAAGACAACCUGUCCUCCAUCUCUGCCCCCGCUGGCUUCUGCAACCUCCCCAAAGUAGCUUCCCCUGCCUCUAGCAGGAAGUCUGCACCUUCCCUCAGCCGAGCCAGCAGUCCGUCCAGCAGCCCCAAGACUGCCAGCGGAGGCCGCAGAGCAGGUCGGCUACGCCUUCCUCAGCUAGGCAGCAGACACCGCCUCUCCAACAGCAAGGAGAACCUGGAGACAGCUGCUACUCCUGAGGCUGAUGCCCGGGACACGACCCCACAGGCUGACCAUGAAGGCAGUGCAGCAGGCCUGUUGAAGUCGGGAGAGGGCAUCGCAUCGGAGUCGUCCGGUGCCACGGAGGCAUCCAGCAGCCACUGUGAUGUGGUGCUGCUGAACGGCGACACCAACGGCCUGAGCUCAGACUGUAGCACUGAGAGCACCAUGGACCCUGACAUUUCAACGAUGCAGCACAGAGACGUCUGUCUAGAUGCCAUCUACAACCUCUAUGCAAUAUCAUGCCAUUCAGGAAUCAUGGGAGGAGGCCACUAUGUAACAUACGCCGAAAACCCCAACAAAAAAUGGUACUGCUAUAAUGACAGCAGCUGUAAGGAAGUACAGUCUGAGGAGAUCGACACAGACUCUGCCUACAUCUUGUUCUAUGAGCAGAAGGGGGUCGAGUACUCCCAGUUCCUGCCAAAGAUUGAUGGCAAGAAGAUGGCGGACACCAGCAGUAUGGAUGAAGACUUUGAGUCCGACUACAAGAAAUACUGUGUCCUGCAGUGAUGGCCCCUCGUCUUCCGUUCAGCCAGCACUACACCUGCUCUUGGCUCUUUCUGCUGCUGUGAGGAUGCGGCGGACAUGGAGUCAGACUGCCUGCAUUGCAGCACUUCUCUACUUGGACUCGAGGCAAAACUUUUGCCCUGGUCAAAGCACUAAACUGGUGCACUUUGAUGAGCCUAGAAAAACAAGCCCCUCCCCCAACAACCCCCGCCAUCACACAUGUAACAUAUAUCGGCACAGUGGCGCAUCUCAGAAUGUAUGUGGUGAAGGCCAAGUGAUGAAUUGAUGCUGUUCUGUUGUUGUGCAUUCAUCACCUGUGAUGUCUCGAUGGGAAAGCCCAUUUACACCUGGAGUGAAGGCGUUGUCUGAAUCUGAGGGCGUAAUCCAGGUGCAAAUGCAAAACAUGGAAGCUGACUGAGUUUUAUUUUUCUGGUGGAAAAGCGAGUUAGGUUUUAUGUUGAAUGCCGCAGGUUGCUGCCACGUUGAGCUGGACAGUAUCUGCAGCAGCGGACACUGUGGUGAGCUUUUAACCAAGCUUCAAGGCUUUUAUUAGUGUCAUUAAGGAAACACGUCAUUGCUACCUCAUCGCUCCCUGCAGUCUGUUGCCUAACCCCUCCCUAACGUCUGACAGUAUUAAGAAGAUUUCAAUGCUUCACUUAUGUGUUGGAGACAAGGUACUUGCCCAAAAAUGAUGUCCAUAAAAGUAGGUGUUUGCCAAAACUCUGUUUCCUCCUGCAGCAGCCAAAUAUCUGUGGUGUUCGUGCAAUGUUGACUUCCUGUAAACUCAUCUUGAGUAUAAUCUGUAGGACAGUGCCAUGUCAGGUAAACGCAGCAGGGUGGGCUUUUAUUCUAAGAAUAUUUUAUUGUUGGUUUGUUUUUUAAGCUGUGAGCCACUUCAGGUCAGAUACCUCACAGGUACAUGUGACGUUCACAGCGCUGCCACAGCGUUGACCUGCUGCAUGUAUGGCCUCUACAGGAGGAACCCAGCUGCCGUGGGCCCGCGGUCCCCGCAGCCACAUCUACUGCUUUAACACUACUGGAGUCCUGGACACCAGGACACAUACCGCUCAAACAGAUUGUCCACUUUGCCCCCAUGCCCUUUAUUUGCCAACAUUUCAGUCAGAUUACACUUUUUAAUCUUUGUUCACUGUGAGCAGUGCAUGUAUGUGACAUGAACUAAAGGAUGAUCAUUGCCAGAAGUCAUGUUUUUUUUUUACUGAAAGCUCAUUUUGAAGACGCCACUUGUCAUCUUUUUGGAAACUGAGCCUAUUCCUUGAUGCUCGUUCAGUGACCUGCAGACCAGUGUAGUCACCUUAGAUGAUUAGAGCCUGGUUGUGUCUGACAACAAGUAGGUGGGGGAAGGGUCUGAACGGUGAAGUUAAAGCCCAAAGCAAAAAUGCAAAAUGUAGCACAGUCCAGUCCAGGUGGCGGCAGGAAACGGAUCAGAAGCAGGAAUGAGCAGAGAUGUUUCCUGCUGGUAGACUUUGGCUGGAUUUCAGAAUUGUUGCUUCUCUAUUUAAGCUCCAGAAAACAGCAGUAACAUGUGACCCACCAUGUUUGUGCUGCUCUGUGAAGCUUCACUUCAGUGUUGGUCACCAACACCUGGCUCAGAAUACAGACGUGUUCGGUUCAUUGAUUCCCUGCUAAAUUCACAGCACAGUUGUAAUAACUGCCUCAGAACAAUUUGUUUUCCAUGUGAUUCCUUGAUUCUUCCAUUGGAAAAAAAGUCCUAUUGCUAUAAUAUAGCAUGACUGUUUCUCUGCCUGACUGAAGCCAGUGUUUAAACAGGCUUGUUUUCUGUUGUGCUAGGUCUGAAUAUUGGUUCUGCUCUAUUUGGUUGUGUAGAGCCCAACAGCUGAUCUCAGUCCGAACACUGAGCGGACGGCGGGCCCUGAUGGUCACUGCGUUGGUUUUCAGGUGGCAGGUCGACCAGUGUUUUAGCUGCUGUGAUACAGGGAGAUCACUGUGGUUCUGGGUUUGUUCAGGAUGAAGCUGUGUGUGGAAACGGAUGCGUGUCAGUAGAUGGUUCCUCCCCCACGUUGGCACAGAGCUGUAGUUUAUGUCUGUGUUCGUUACUGUACGGCUCAAAGGGAAUUUUAAUUUGUUGAGUGUCCAGUUUGAUGUUUGCUUCAUGUAAAGGUGCAAUAACUGUGGACUUGUGGCUGUGAAUGUGCCCUCGGACGCGUGUGAUGCUGCUGCAGAGCUCACCACACCUGUAGCUUUACUGUAUUAGCAAAAAGAAUCAGAGGUUUCCUGCCCACGGACCUGAGCUCUGAUGCUGAAACUCAUUCAAAAAAAAAGACAGAGGGCUAAUAACCCCCCCAAACACGCACCCAACCCCCCCAGAGGAAGAGUUCAGUGCAAUCGACUACUGAGCUGUCUGUCAGUGACUGUAGCCUAUUUUUUUUUUUUUUUAAUCAACAUUAAUUUAAAGAUGUUUUUUUUGUAAAGUGUUAGCUGAAAGAACGUGACAUUGCACUGACAUGAAACCAUGUACAUGUACAUAAAUUGUGUUUGUAAAUAAGCCAAUUGAAACUAUGUAUUUGAAUAUGAACUGUACAAAAUCCUGUACUUGUAGCUGUAUAUGAAGUGAAGCAUCGAUCAGUAAUUGAAUAAAUCCAGCAGGGGACGUGACUAGA